CCAAAAUACAUAUUUCCUAAAAGUAGAAACACUGAUCUAAACAGUGAUGUAAAAAUUAUUGCGUGGCUCUUUGAAAACACAACGGAAACGAAGCUCUCAAAGAUGACAAUAUAAUGUUACUUAACCGGCUUUCAUCUGUCAACAAGGUCACAUUACACACUCACCUUUACAGUCCAGAAAGAAAUAAAACCUCCUAUAAAAACCACUUGUUUCCAUGUAAAAUACCACCAGGUGUACCAAAGCAACUUAUGUGGUCAAAUAUUUAUCAGAUUUUGCUUUAAAAAGCGAAUUUGUCGUCUCUUUAAUUUACGACAUAGAAAGACCGCUGGAAUGUGGGGUGGUUUGCGUGACAGAAGCGGCGCGUGACGUAAUGUAAAUUGAUAUCGCGAAAUAAAUACUAAACUCUAGUUGCAAGAACAUUUAUAUCUCACGUUAGAGAAGACUUCUAAAACUUAAAUCAGGAUUUACAAAGAUAUUAUUUAUUUUCGACAAAGAAACUCGAUCUAGAGGAACACUAGUACUUGAUUGAAAGCCUUGAUACUCAUAUUGGUGCUGUUUACGCUGAUACCGUCUAUAGUAUCACCUUUGUAUUUACCUUCUUGUCCAGCGCAAGUUCAACAUGGUCGACUAGUAUGGAGAAAGAGUGCUCUUUUUCGAAGUUAGUAGGAGGUCCUUGUGGCCUUGAUACCAAGUAUCCUCGUAAUACAGACAUAGUAGAAUUGUCGUCAUGCAAGAGAUAAUAAUCAAAAAGUCAGUGUGGGCCUAGGGGCCGAUUURGUGGGGUGUUGUGCGGUGCAGCGGACACCCUAUUCGGUGUCAUUUUCAUAAUUAACUAUGUAGUAUCGUUGUUAUAUGUCGAAAGAAAAGCAUGUAGAUAAACUAUAUUUUUCUGUUCUUAAAUUAAUGUACGUGCGAGUCGUUUAUUGCUUGGAAGCCCUGUGGUCGUUUUUGCACCAUACACAUUGGCAGGAAAUUUGGGGCUAAAAACAUUACUGUGGGACACCUCUUUUUGAUUCGCCCUUAGUUGACGACACCGGAAAUACGGCUGUGAGAGAGACUACCCUUGGGUUGGGUGGGAAGUUGACGRCGCAGGUCGAGAAUCUCUAUCAAAUAGAAGUAAAAAGUCUUUAGUGUUCAUUGCUCGUAAACAUAAACAAAACCUUCCAUAUAUCUAGGGCGAACUUCCGCCGAUCCCUGAAACACCUGGUUAUGUACCAAGGCUUAGUGAUGCGUCAAACGAAGAAGAAGAUAACAAAGAUGUCAGCGCAGUCAAGUCAAACCUCAAUAAUCUUAACGCAUAUUUACAAUCAAGAGAUGUGAGUCCUGUAAGGGCACAACUACGAACACCUUGGCAAAGUGCCAGUGCCCGAACAAAGCGAUACUACGUAAGAAAAGCAGGCCAGGUGGUUGCCUCUGUUGUCCAUGACAUAAGCCCAAAUGACGCCGGCCCUUUGUUUCGCGAGGUCAAGUCUUCGCAAAUGCUUCGACGCCAGCUAUCGUCAAGUGAUGAAGAGUCUGAAGACGAGAACGUAGACGAGACGCUCAUGGCAUCGCUCUCUGCAUGUUACCAGGCUGCAGGUCGUUGGAGCAUGCGACGCCAAUUCCUCARUAUUAUUGCCGACAAGUUGCGCCUCAAGACCUUACAACGAUAUAUACCUGAACUCACACAAACUAAGGUUACAGAGGCAAAACGCCAUUGUAUUGUUUAUGGCCGAGGGGCACCAGUACCACAAGAAAAGGUCAUACGACAGGACUUUUCAAUUCCCCAAGUUGAACACUUCAUAACGUUUAUUACAAGUCCGCACGUAGUCCAAGACUUGCCUUUUGGCGAACGGAUGAUACAGUUAAGCAAUAAUGACGCGAUCAAGAUCCCCAACGUCAUAAGGACUUUGAUCCMCGAGCAAAUAGUGAAGCAAUACCUUGCCUUGUGUGAGGRGUUAAAAAGAAAGCCAUUGAGCCGCUCUACUUUGCUUCGAAUUUUAAAGGUUUGCACAGCUUCCACACGUAAAUCUCUGCAGGGUCUCGAUUAUGUGAGCUCCAUGGGUGCAGAGGGAUUUGAUGACCUAUUGGAAGUCGUGGAACAAUUAACAGAUGGUGGUCAUGAAGAUAUGGACUGGGGCAAGAAUAUUCAGGACAGGCUUCGCACUUCUAAACGCUACCUGAAAAGUGAUUACAAGGUGCAUGUUUCAGAGACCUCUACAGUGGCCGAUCACUGCAGAAGAUUCGCUCUUAUUGAUCCUAAGGUUGCAGCAUUCCGGAUUGAUUGUGAUCAUAAGCACGACCAUCAGUGUGACCGUUGUGAAGAAAUGAUGUCGGUGCUUGAUGAUGUAGAUGGCGCCAUUGAGAAACGGAAAGAUUCCAUGUCUGAGGACGAGUUUGAAGACCUCCGAUUCGUUGCUAAGCAGUCCAAAUCGAGUAUCUUGGCUUGGAAGGCCCACAUCCUGCGCUCCAUACAUCAAGAUACCACAAGGACAGACGUACUAGCACUCCUCGGUGACGACUCUGUAUUCGUGAUACAGGAUUGGGCGAUGAAGUACCUGCCAAGGAAAUACCGUGAGAGUCAAACCGRCUGGUUUGGCAAGCGCGGUAUUCCUUGGCACAUUAGUGUGGCCUUUAGAAAGGUUGACGAGGAACUUGAAAUUAUGACUUUUUGUCAUAUUUUUAAGAAUGUUACCCAGGAAAGCGAAGCGGUAGUUGCUGUAAUGGAUGAUGUAAUCCAAASGCUUAAAAAAGCCAUGCCUUCACUCUCAACACUUUACUAUCGGCAAUGCUGUGUGCUAUCACAGUGCCCAAACUAUAGUUUCUGGCAGUGUGCUUAG
This is a messenger RNA of Exaiptasia diaphana, 2819 nucleotides long. RefSeq lists its product as uncharacterized. Lineage: Eukaryota; Metazoa; Cnidaria; Anthozoa; Actiniaria; Aiptasiidae. Bases 1479 to 2819 code for a protein of 446 amino acids. The transcript is spliced from 2 exons. The record is from RefSeq and is a predicted model, not a curated record.